Clavispora lusitaniae ATCC 42720 is the source of this 465-nucleotide messenger RNA. It is a transcript of the gene RPC19, whose product is annotated as DNA-directed RNA polymerase core subunit. Gene Ontology annotation, molecular function: DNA binding; protein dimerization activity. NCBI's taxonomy places the organism in Eukaryota, Fungi, Ascomycota, Pichiomycetes, Serinales, Metschnikowiaceae. Gene Ontology annotation, cellular component: RNA polymerase III complex; RNA polymerase I complex. The record is from RefSeq and is a predicted model, not a curated record. Gene Ontology annotation, biological process: DNA-templated transcription.
AUGGCAAAACCCAUGGCCGACCCUUGGUGCAGGACGCACAUGUCUUCGCAAAAAAAAACCAUCUCUUCAUUCUCAUCCAGAAGCAACAUGGCAGACGAAAACAAAGACAUCCCCAUGGACGGCGAAAUCGAGGAGCAAGAGUACGAUGCCGAAAAAAUCAGAAUGUUGCCCGGAUCUUCGGACGACGGCACUGCCGCAUCUUUCCAGGUUUUGGACGAAGACCACACAUUGGGAAACGCCUUGAGAUACAUGAUCAUGAAGAACCCGGAGGUGGAGUUUUGCGGCUACUCCAUCCCGCAUCCUUCGGAGAACAAGUUGAACAUCCGUAUCCAGACAUACGGGAACAUCACCGCGUUGGAGGCGUUGCAUCAGGGUUUGGACAACUUGUCUGAAUUGUGCACGCAUGUGGAGGAAACGUUUACCGAGAAGGUGGAUGCUGGGAACUUUGCCACGGUGGAGCCAUGA